Histoplasma capsulatum G186AR is the source of this 960-nucleotide messenger RNA. RefSeq names its product aquaporin. The record is from RefSeq and is a predicted model, not a curated record. Lineage: Eukaryota; Fungi; Ascomycota; Eurotiomycetes; Onygenales; Ajellomycetaceae. Gene Ontology annotation, biological process: transmembrane transport. The coding region runs from base 1 to 960 and encodes 319 amino acids. The transcript has 3 exons. Gene Ontology annotation, molecular function: water channel activity. Gene Ontology annotation, cellular component: plasma membrane.
AUGGAGUCGACUUCAGCCAACUAUUCAAACACCAAUCCGCCCGCCGAUUCGGAUCACCCUGCUCUCAGCAAUUACCCCAGCUACCCGGGCACCCUAAACUCCAGUGCAGACCACCACGCAGCUGCCAAAUAUGAUAGAUCUCUGAACCCAAGGCGCUCCGCUAUCGGCAACCGCGUAGAUCGCAUCCCGGACUCCAUUCGCAAUCACGUCGUCGCCACUACCGGCGAGUUUGUCGGCACGUUUCUCUUCCUCUUUUUCUCGUUUGCGGGUGCAAUACUCUCCAAUAACGUGGUGCCAGGACCUACCGCGCCAAAUAACCCUGCGGCUUUUAUCUACGUGUCUUUGGGCUUCGGCGCGUCUUUGGCGGUCAAUGUAGCCUUCGCGCUCUUGCUCCUGGGGGUCAUCGGACCCCUCCGAGCAGUGCUCGUCAUCAUUGCGCAACUUGUUGGCGGCAUUGCCGCUGCAGGUGUGGCCUCCGCCAUCUUUCCCACUUCUCUAGCCGUAGGCACACGCCUGAUCAACGGCACGUCGAUAGCGCAGGGGCUAUUCAUCGAAAUGUUCCUGACGGCCCAGUUGGUGCUUACGAUACUAAUGCUCGCGGUCGAGAAACACAAGGCAACUUUCAUGGCACCGUUGGGUAUUGGGUUGGCGUUCUUUUUAGCUGAGCUGACGGGAAUCCCCUUUACCGGCGGCUCCUUAAACCCCGCCCGCUCUCUCGGCCCAGACGUCAUCAACCGCUCCUUCCCGGGGUACCACUGGAUCUACUGGCUCGGCCCCGCGAUGGGUACGGUGAUAGCUGUUGGGUGGUACUUAUUCCUCCGCGCUUUUCAGUUCCAGACAUGUAACCCCGGUCAGGACGCUGAUCAUGAGGAGGUGGUGGUAAUGCACACAGACAGGGACAUGAUGACGGGGACGGGGCCGGGGACGGGGGCGGGCGCGCAGCAUCAAUCAAGGGUUUGA